Messenger RNA from Hevea brasiliensis (rubber tree), 1670 nucleotides. RefSeq names its product F-box protein SKIP8. The transcript is spliced from 3 exons. Lineage: Eukaryota; Viridiplantae; Streptophyta; Magnoliopsida; Malpighiales; Euphorbiaceae. Gene Ontology annotation, molecular function: protein binding. Bases 259 to 1182 code for a protein of 307 amino acids. The record is from RefSeq and is a predicted model, not a curated record.
ACGGGAGCACGUUCGGGUUUCUUCUCCAGUCAGUUAAAACUCACGAGUUACAAGCCAUCUCUCUCUCUCUCUCUCUCUCUCUCUCUCUCUCUCUGCCUGCAAUCAAAUUCGACUCUUCUUCUCCACCAUUGUCCAUUAGGGUUCAUGAAACAAAAUUAAAAUAAAAACAAAUUGAAUUUUUGCAGAAAAGAGAAAAAGCCAAACACGAGAUUCCAAUUAGGGUUUCGUGUUCUUCUGUGCAGCUUUAAUGUCUUACGAAUGGAGAUUACUACCUCUACUCUCACUUUCGCUUUCUUUUCUCAGCCUUUCCUAUUAGCCUCCUCUCUUACUAUCCUCUCUCUCCUACUCGCUCUCCUCGCCAUCCGAUCAAAAUUCCCCAAAUCACAUCCCUCUUCUUCUCGCGCCACGUCAUCCAAGCGCACUAAAACCUGUAAUUGUUGCUGUUCCUGUAACGGGUCCAUAGAGAAUUCAGAUUCUUCCUCGGUGGCCAGUAUUACUGGGCACCUCAACGGUGUUGCUUCGGCGGUGGAUAUGGUGGCUGCGGUGUCUGACAAGGUUGCGGAGAGGCAGACAGGGGCGUCUAUGAUGGAGCAGUUGGUGCCUGAGAUUACGACACACGCGCUGAGUUAUUUGGAUUAUCCUAGUCUCUGUAGAUUGUCUAUGACUAAUUCGUUGAUGCGAAAGGCUGCUAAUGAUGAUAAUGCCUGGAAAGCGCUCUAUCACAAGGAUUUUACAUUGGAACAGGAUACCGUGACACCUGUUAAUGGGUGGAAGGCUUACUAUGCCGCUACAAGAGCCAUUGUGAAUGCCAAUACAGAAUUUUAUAACAUCAUCAAAGAAAGGGCCCUUCCCGCAAUGCGUCGACUUUGGCUUAAUGCCGAUUAUGUGAAGUGCAUUCAUGCAUCUGGGGAACUUUUCUCAGGGUAUAAUGCUGUAAUGCAGAGUUGGCAGCUCGCAUUUAAUUGGGAUCAAGGGCUAGACUUUCAGGUUAGGGAUGUACGUGCUCGGGUUCUGACCGACAUGGCUUGGGUUACCAUGAAAACCUAUGUUCACAUGGACACUGGGCCAUUUACUGUAACUAAUGUCUUUGAGUUCCAUAAUGGUCGGUGGUACAUGGUGCACCAUCACAACUCAGUGAUGCUUGAUGGAGAUGUCGACCAACAGAUUUUGCAUGCAUUUUAACAAGAGAAAGAAGAGUUGAUACUAUUGAUAACAUUAGUGUUAAUGCAAAAUAGUGGUAUUUAUCAGGAAGAAGUUUCUUGAAUUUUUCUCUAUGAAUUCUUCAGUGAAAAUCCUUUUCGGUUUUUCCUACCUCAGUUUUGGUUGCUUUUGGGUAGAGAGGCGUCCCUCUGUGUCUCUCGCUCAUUUUGUCAAUUCCUUUCUUAUCUUUUCUGUUGUAAUUUUUAGUUUGUAGUUUUUUUUUUUUUUUUGGUGAAUUCAUUUUCUCAUUCCUGAUAUAUGCAAAUAGAAAAAUGCCAACUGUUCAAAAGUAUAGCUACUAAAUGAAAGGGACAGAAGUUAAGAAAUUGAAUGGGAAGUGACACUUUUAUGUUGGGUGGUGAAGUGGAAAGGCUGUCGAUAUUGAAGGAUUGUAGUAAACAAGAGAGAUGAAUGGAUGAGAUGUUCAUGUUUGUACUUAAUUGAAGCCUUAUGUUCAUGUCUUUCUUUUA